AUGUCCAAACAAUCCACCCCCACCAAAACCCCCAAACCACCCCCCUCCAUCAUCUCCACCCAAAUCGGCUCUGACUACGACGACCUCGAGAACGACCCCCCAACACCCCCCUCCACCUCCUUCUCCUUCGCCAGCCCCUCUACCUCCCGUGCGUCAUCUCCGCAGCGUCAGAAGAUGUGCAUCCCUCUGUCCCUCCCAUAUUGCAAAGAGGGUGCGAUCCCCACACCAGGAAAGACUUACAUCAUUACCGCACUGCAUCUUCCUUCCUCGCCGCAUCCUCAUUGCCCCACCGAUGAGGAAGACAGCAGCAACCAGAUCCUGAGGGCCAUGACCCUAUGUGGGGGGCAGCUCAAGCUGCAGGAGCUACGGCGGAUGAAUGUGACGACUGGGUGUUGGUUCUGGGAGUGCAUCACCAAGGAAGGAUGGCUUGGUUUUAGGAAUGUGGCUAGUGGGACAUAUCUGGGCCAGAAUGGAAAGCUGGAAGUGGUGGCGACUGCUCCGCACUGUAAAGCGUGGGAGUGGUUUUGCGUGAGGAGGGUUCCGUUUGUGGAUCGAGCUGGGGGGAAGGAGAAGGAGAGGGAUGGGUAUGUGUUGUUGAUAAAGCAUUGGGAUACUUUGAGGUGGGUGGAUGUGUCGAUUGCGCCGGAUGGGACGGUGAAUAAGGAGAGGUGGUAUUUGGCGGGAACGGACAGGGCGACGGUGUGGGGGUUUGUCGAGGUUGGGGAGCAUGAUGGGUGA
Podospora anserina S mat+ is the source of this 738-nucleotide messenger RNA. RefSeq lists its product as uncharacterized. The coding region runs from base 1 to 738 and encodes 245 amino acids. The record is from RefSeq and is a predicted model, not a curated record. Lineage: Eukaryota; Fungi; Ascomycota; Sordariomycetes; Sordariales; Podosporaceae. The transcript has a single exon.